Molecule: messenger RNA, 2033 nt
Organism: Daldinia caldariorum
Lineage: Eukaryota; Fungi; Ascomycota; Sordariomycetes; Xylariales; Hypoxylaceae
Exons: 1
Coding region: 136-1719 (527 amino acids)
Source: RefSeq, a predicted model, not a curated record
AUCCGUCUAACUACAUUUAGUCAAAUUUAUGACGGACAGUUGACCUGCAUGAUCGAAUAAAAAAUUAGGUAUUUCGUAUCUGGUGUCACUUUUGCUAGGUACUUGACAGUACGCGAAACCUGGUCAUUCACAACCAUGUCCCCCUCGGCAGUCGAUCAUCUUUCUGACGAUGCCGCGCAGGACGCAGCCGCUAAACUGGCCCUUAGUGAAGGCCUGCUAAAGCGCGCCGUGUCGCUGCAGUCCGAACUUCAACGUUUCGCGGACCAUCUUACGGAAGUAUACAGCGAUUACUUCCAGCACAUGCCGACGUAUGUGCAUACAUCAUUUACUAGCGAACUGAAGGCCGAGGUCGAAAGCUUAGAGAGAUCUCUCCGUGAUGUCAAGUCAUCAGAUCCUCUGGCUUCGCAUCGCGUCCAGUCUACCAAUCUCCCCUUCCUCGAACCCGUCUGGGACACGGCAAAAAGAUCCCGCGAUGUGGUGAGGUUGCGAUGCGCUGUAUCUACUGGCCCGUUUAAGAAACCGAUUCUCGCUCCGGGUACGCGCAUUGUUCGGACCCAAGGCGAAUCACAGCCCUUCCGGUCGGGCAGCUUUAUUAUUGAUGUGAUCGCAGAUGGCGGUCAUUCGUGGUAUAAAGUUUCCUCAAUGACCAAUAAAAGGCUACUAUUUGACCUAGCGAAGGAAGCGAUAUUCUGCGGAGAUAGUGAUGACGACGAGGAGAGUGGCGCCAAUGUGAUCCAAGACUACUCGGAUAUCCCACUAGUAAAGCUAGCUAGGAAUCUAGCUAACACAGCUAAAGGACAUCGUAUCCAAACGAAGAAUCCAAGUACCUUUCUUAUCCUACCACGCAUAAAGGAGGGAGAAAACCCUGAAGUCGACAAGGUCCUCGACGCUUGUCGCCAGCUAGGCGUCAAUACGCUGUGUAGCGAUGCCUUACCACCCGCUCCACCUCUCACAGAUGAUCUCCUUCACAUAAUGGCCCCAAGUCCAAAAGCCGAUUUUACGGAAGUCUUGAACAUUGAUACCUCUCUUCUCGUUGCUCUUGCGUCUGACUUUUCUCAUACCAAAGUCACUAAACAGCCUUGGUUUAGCCAUUCGCAUAAUGAUCAUGCUGAUCUAGAAAGCGAGCAGUCGAUGCUGUCCCUGGUCUAUCCAAUGAUAGGUGAUCAUAAGCUUGUCUGCACGAAGGAAGCAGCUGAAACCUUUUUUCACAUCGUUGACACCUUAGCUACCGAGUCUGAAAAGGCUCGUGCCUAUCUGAUACUUGGCUCUGAUUCUGGGAAAUCCCAGGAGCAGCGAGUCGAGGAGUUACAGUCGCUGUCGAUUCACAAUGUUCCAUCUAAUUUACAAUUCCCUAUUAAUAUUAUUGACAUGAAUGAAAAUAACUGCCAGGCUCGCUUCACUGAUCUCAUCAAGGAGAAGCUUAAUGGUGUGUUAAAUCCUGGAAGGUCUGUCUUUUCCUACGGCUGGGCAAGCGGGCGCACGACGUUGACCUGCAACUCGGUCUUCAUUAAGCAGCUCGAGAAAGACCUUGAGCAGCUCCCCACUUUAGGAGACGUACCUUGGCCCUCAAUAUGGGCCUUCUCUACGUCGAGGCCGUUUGUCGGCGUUCCCAAGGAUAUUCGGAAACGCAUACGGAAGCAUAUCGGGGACUGCAGCGUGUCUUGCACUUGUGGAAUCGUGGAGCUUUACGGCCACCAGAGUAACGUUACGAUUUUAUAGCAUAUAAAUAUCGGUAGGAAUAUGUCAACAUCAUGUUGUCUUCAUCGUAGGUCUUACCUUGCGGAAAAAGCUGUACAAAGCCUCGGUAUCUGAUAGCACGACAAUGCCUGAAGCGACUCCUCUCGGUUGCUCGGGAUCUUCUGUCUCGGUACCUACCUCUACCCAGUGUGACAUGAACUACCUGCUGGAUGUGAUUUUAUAUCUUAAUCCAUUGGCCGAAGGACGAACCUAUACCAAUCAGUCAAGAGCCGAUUUAGUAAAGUUUGUUUAGCCGAAUAGACCUUUUUUUUUCUUUUACCAGUCUUUCGACGCGC